AUGAUGGUAUGCUACCACUCUUUCACGAGAGAUGUUCUAUUUUCUAAUCUCCUUCUUUUGUUACGUGUCGAUAGCAAUCAUGUAAGCAAAUAUCAGUUGUUAUCACAACUUGAAUAUUCAUACCUUUAUAUGAAUACACUAUCAUGUUUUGAUGUAGAAAAUGGCAUGUUACAGAGCUUUUAUGAUCUUUUGUUUUUGACAUUCACACCUUUUUUCACCAAAUUUUGGUUUUCACAUGCUAAGUCAUUGGAUGCUUGGGAUAAGAAGAUGGGCAUCAACUACAUAAACAAAAACAGAAUAUGUCUGGAAAUGGUUUUUCAGCAUCCCAAGAGUUUCAAAUCUGUGCUGAAGAAAAGCAUUGAAAUGAUUUUCAAUCUAAAAAUACCUAAGGUGGCAGAAUACCAGAAGCUGAAAAGUGAAAUAUGUGACCAGAUCAGCAAAUUGGAUGAACAGAAUCCUCUGCUCAUGUUGUUCAAAGCACGGGAUACAUACAGCUUCAUCAGAUAUUAUCUGUUGAAGGAUCCCCAAUGA
Messenger RNA from Vavraia culicis subsp. floridensis, 531 nucleotides. RefSeq lists its product as uncharacterized. The transcript has a single exon. Lineage: Eukaryota; Fungi; Microsporidia; Pleistophoridae. The record is from RefSeq and is a predicted model, not a curated record. The coding region runs from base 1 to 531 and encodes 176 amino acids.